Molecule: messenger RNA, 1953 nt
Organism: Cylicocyclus nassatus
Lineage: Eukaryota; Metazoa; Nematoda; Chromadorea; Rhabditida; Strongylidae
Source: the annotation of a GenBank genome assembly
AUGACAAGCUCAGAGUUAGCCCCGUUUUUAUCACUAUUAUUGGCCCUUGGGGCCAUUUCAUCCACCCACGCAGUUCAUACGGGUCUAUCCUCUCAUAUUCUGCCAUAUUCCUAUGAUGUUACGAUAAAAGUGCCGGUAUUGGAGCAUUACCGGGGCUUUACCGGAUCUCUGGUAGUGCACUUCAAUCUGACUACUACUUCCUAUAAUAUUACUCUACAUGCAAGGAAUCUCUACUCACUGCGCAAUGUCUCCCUGAUCUCCUCCCAAAACGCUACUGACUCUACCCUAAAAAGCACCAAAAUCCACCCAGAAACUGUCGAAUUCACCUUCCUGGACCCUUUAUCCCCGGGCGAGUACCUGUUAACGAUCGGCGAAUACAAUGGCCGCCUCAGCAACUCGUCCACCGGCGUAAUUCAGCGUAACCUUGAUCUUUUUACCACUCAUCUACAACCGCAUUUUGCCCGAGAACUCCUGCCAUGUGUCGAUCAUCCAUCGGUAAAAGCCGCAUUUCGAUUUACCGUAAUCCAUCCGAGUGGUACGGUAGCCGAAUCGAACACUAUUGCUAAUGAUGUGUUCGUCGUCGAUUCGCUAUGGCAGAAGACCGUAUUCGCUCCGACACCACUAUUGCCUACUUAUUUGAUUGCAUUUUCUGUUACGCCAGCAACUUAUAAACAGAUAACUCGACAAACAUCGUUUGGGGUUACUGUACGAGUUCAUGGCACAUCGCAAGCGGUCGCUUUGCGGGUACUGGACAUCGCCAUUAGUUCGUUCGAGUUGUUGUCCAGCAUUAUGGAAAUUCCACUGCCGCUAAAUAAGAUCGACUUCAUCCUAAUCCCCGACUACGAUGGUGGGAUGGAGAACUGGGGUCAUGUCCUCCUUUCUGAAAAUCUCGCCACCUAUGGAGAUGAUGCUCAUCUAACCUAUGUCAUCGCCCAUGAGCUAGCCCACCACUGGAUCGGCAAUCAGGUUACCAUAGACAGUUGGAGAUGGAUUUGUUUGCAGGAAGAUCUCACCGAUUACAUCUCCUACAAAGUAGCCGCUGCCGUCUUGGGUCAUGAUGCGAGAUGGGACCGAUUUAUGCUGUCGAAAUAUGUGGCUAUUCAACUUACAGAGGAUUUCUUUGCUCCAGAACAUUCUUUGGUCAUGCCUGACAAUAUUACGCGGAACCUCAUUUCUUCACACUGCUACCUUAAAGGAGUUGUACUGCUUGAAAGUAUGGAAACGAUAGUUGGCGAGGAGUAUAUGCUCUCAGCUAUUCGUAAUCUUGUGGCCACAAGAAAGUCUUUCAAUCUGGACGAUUUUUUGCUUUACUUUAAGGGUAUCCCAGUUGACAAGAAUAUAUCACUAGCUCAGGUAUACCAGUACUGGUUCCUUACCGGCGGUUUCCCUGCCUUGGCCGUGUUCAGCAACUCGAUGGCACUCGAACUUCAGCAACUUAGCCCAGCUCCAUGGCCCCUGAGAAUAUCGUCCAAGCAUAGUCUUCCUGUGUUCCUCUUCGCCCAAACUCUUACGACAUCCCCCGCGAAUUCCGAAGUCUUAGUAAAUCUAAACUUCACAUCCUUCUAUAGGGUCAACUAUGAUCCUAUAGCAUGGAUUAAUAUUUUCAACCGAAUUGAUGAAAAACCCGAGCAGUUUUCUGCUGUUGGUCGAGCUCAGCUUGUCAGUGACUUCUGCUACUUCUAUGCCCAUGAUCAAGUGGAUCGUGGAGCUGCUAUCAAAGAAAUUGUUAUCGAUAUGGUUUAUCGAAACUCGGAGUACUUCGAGCUAUGCGACUGGCACCUUUUUUGGUGUCACUCAACGGCACCUGCCACUCUAACUCAGUUACUGAGGCAUUUGGCCCUCGGUGUCACACAACUGUUCGACAAUGAUGCAGCCUUUGGUUGUCGAACUGGGCUCGCAGCCAGGAAUCUCAACGCAAUCUGUAACAGCGUCUUCGGGACGAGAUGCAUCUGA